This is a messenger RNA of Sinocyclocheilus rhinocerous, 3105 nucleotides long. Its product is annotated as protein-cysteine N-palmitoyltransferase HHAT-like. Gene Ontology annotation, biological process: protein palmitoylation. The record is from RefSeq and is a predicted model, not a curated record. The transcript has 12 exons. Bases 88 to 1614 code for a protein of 508 amino acids. Gene Ontology annotation, cellular component: endoplasmic reticulum. Gene Ontology annotation, molecular function: palmitoyltransferase activity. NCBI's taxonomy places the organism in Eukaryota, Metazoa, Chordata, Actinopteri, Cypriniformes, Cyprinidae.
GGAAAUUACUACUAUGCUUACUGCUGACAAGAAAGAAAGUUGCUCUUUGUGGAUUUAUAAAGCAGCAUGUGAAAAUGUUCAGCUUUCAUGACUCCAAAAUGGGAGCUGGUAUCUCUACCUCGAUGGGAGAUGACGGCAUACUGGAUUCUCUCCUUCUCCUCCCAUCUCUAUUCUUUCUACCAGUUGCACAGGUUUUCUAAAGAGCAUGAGGUCAGCCUGGACAGAGAGGUGCAGCUGGAGAGAGGAUUCCUUAUAUGGGGAUUCAAGAAGGACCCUACUGAUUUUGAGUGGAGUUUUUGGAAUGAGUGGGCGUGGCAAUCUCUUUUGUGGUCUCUGAUUGGCCAUGCUGUGGUGUCCAGAUUAGCGGCUUAUUUUCUGCCUCAGUUCCGACUGGCAGUCUUAACGGUGUAUGGCGUCCUCUCAGCUGGUUGGCUUCUGGGAGUGCGUGGCUUGACUCUUUUGAUGCUGCAUCUGAGCAUCACACUGGUGGUUGCUCAGCUACGUAGCUCCAUCCUCUCAUGGGUUUGCUCCCUCCUGCUGCUCUCCACGCUCAAUGUCACUGCCUUUCAGGAUUUACAGCGUGGUUGGUACACUUCUGAGGACCAGUACUACCUCUUGCUCUUCAGUACUGCUGUUUGUAGUUUGCGCUGCAUUAGCUUUAGUCUGGAGCUGUGCUGGUGCCCCCUGCAGGCUAGAGGACCAAACCACUGCCCCCCUAUAGAGGUUAAAGGACUGAAGACACUCAUUUUUCAGUUCUACAAGCUCACUGCCUACUGUUUCUAUCACCCUCUGUUUUACAACGGACCCAUUGUGACCUUCAGAGACUUCAGUGAACAGAUAGACAGGCCAGUGUGUAAAGUCUCUGUGGUGUAUGUGUUGAGUGGAAUACUGCGUGUGUGUGUCUGGUGGUGUUUAGCCGAAUUCAUGAUCCACUUCAUGUACAUGCACGCCAUCCAGAGCAACGAAACCUACUUGGAGAUGCUGCCACCCUGGGCGCUGGGUGGUUUGGCUCUUGCAUUGGUCCAGUUUUUUUAUGUAAAGUAUCUGGUCUUGUUUGGAGUGGUGUCUCUGCUUGUCAGAUUGGAUGGGCUUGAGCCGCCCAAGUUACCACGCUGUGUCAGCAUCAUGUACAGCUUCACUGGGAUGUGGAGACACUUUGAUGUGGGGCUUUACAAAUGGCUCAUCAGGUACAUAUAUGUGCCAUUGGGUGGCUCUCGUCAUGGUGUGCUCCGGAAGCUCGUCUCCACGGCGCUUGCAUUUGGGUUUGUGUGUUUCUGGCAUGGUUGCCAUGACUACCUUCAGUACUGGGCCUUGCUGAACUGGAUUGGAGUGUUGGUGGAGAACGUUCUCGCACUCCUCUUCUCCUCUCGUCCUCUUCAUCACGUUAUUGUGCGGUGUCUGUCACCUCGGAUGCAGAGGCGUGGCCUAGCACUUAUCUCCGCCCUCUCCACUGCUUUUCUGAUUCUGUCCAAUCUGCUUUUUCUGGGCGGGAUCCAUGUGGGCAGAAUCUUCUGGAAGAGGCUGUUUAUCCAAGGCUGGUCUUCUGUGGCCAUUCCAAUGGUUGCUUUUCUCUAUUGCUUUGCUCAAGUUGGUAUUGAGUGGGACAUGAGAUGACAACAUCGCUCGGAGUAGAAUCAUGGGAAGGCAACAUUUCUCACAGAAAACACAGUGGUAUUUAAAGUUUUACCAUAGUUUGGACCAAUCCCAAUGUGGAUAACCAGCAUUCCUAUCAACUCCUACAAUAUCAUGUGUUUGUAUAGUAGUUAUGCUGUAUUUGGAGCACGCGUGUGUGUGUGUAGAAAUGAAAUGGUGUGAGUGCUCCAGGUGUGUGCUUGAUGGUGAAUCCUGUCGCUGCUUUAUUUAUGAGUUUGUCUGAACACUGAUGGUGACACAUGUCUCUGAUCAGCGGCCAGGAUACAGCCUGACCAUUGCUCUCUCUCUCCCUCGUCUCUCCAUCUGUGUAGAUUUUCAUCUUCUCGUUCAUUUUGUCCCUCUGAUCUUUCUUGUCCUGAUCUCUCCACCUUGUCUCAUUUUUUCUUGUCUUUUUUCUCGUGUCUAUCUACUUCUAUCUUCUUACUAACAGCUCAAGCUACUCUAUGUGGUUAAUUAGAUCAGUGAUCUUCUAGCCUGGAGUUUCUCCUUUGUUAGAGAGAGGUAAGACGUGUGUGUUUCAGUGGUAGGGAGAUUACACUUUAAUGAGCUUUAUCUCUGCUGCGUACCUUUAUCAGCAUCAGAUUAAUCAUUCAUAAUCCCUUCACAAAAAUCUCUCUCUCUAUUUCAAUUUUAGUGUGCUUUAUUGGCAAGAUAAAACUGCAAAUUUGCAUUAACAUACAAAUAAAAACUGCCAUAUUGCCAUUUCAACAUAUAAGCAAUGAGAAAUGUUGUAAUGCAAGUAAUGAAGGGUGCACUCAGUAUUUAUUUUUUUCAGUUAUAUAUAAAUUUUUGCUAUGACUGCAGUCUCUCUCUCUGUCUCUUCUCUGUGAUAUGAUGUUAUUUUAGUAGAUGGUAUGGCAGAGGUCAUGCGUGACCUGCCCUUUCUGUGAGUCAUACUGAAAUUACUUACUGCCAUCACAUGUUACACAGGUCCUUGAUGUGCAUGUGUGUGUUUUUCUCAACACCGGUCACUCUGCUAUUAAUGAAUGUUGAUUAAUUGUUAUGUAACAUUACACACUCUUCAAAGUGUAGAUAAUUGCAGAGUUCAAAAUGUAACAAGCUCAGUCUUUCUCUCUGCUUAAAGUCAGCAUGAAUUGUCAUUUACACCUUGUAAUGUGGUAUAUUUUUUGGUGAAAUUUAAUAUUUAAUGAGAUAAAAUAUACGGCGGGAUUUAAUUUAGUUAAUUUGGAGUUGGAUUGGAUGAUGUAAAGUGGACAUUACUUACCAUAAUGGAGCUAGAAAUGAAAGCAAUUUUGCUAAAGCAAUGUGUAAAUAGCUAUUGGUCCUUAUCAAAUAGACUGUUUUAAAUAGUACUAUGGGCAAUUUUAGAUCUUUUGAAUUGCAUUAAAUUGGGCCAGUUGUUUUCACGCUGACUUUAAAGCUAAUGUGCUUUCAUAAGUAUCUUUAAUGUGCGCAAACAAUGAGAAAUGCAUAAAUUGACAGCAAGAGAGA